GGAAACGACAGGUGCUUGUGGGACAUAUUUAUGACGCCGGCUUCAGGCAAAGGAGUUUGAUAUUGCCACAUGUGAAUGAGCUGCUGACAUUCUCGCACGGCGGAGACUUUGGGAGACCUUGGCAACCUCAACACAUCCAACUUGGGUUGUAAACACAUUCAACAGUAGACUCAACAUGGGGUUCUUUGAUAGACUUGCCCAACUACUUGGACUGAAAAAGAAGGAGGUUAAUGUACUUGUCGUUGGAUUGGACAACUGUGGAAAGACAACAAUAAUCAAUCAGUUGAAACCUGCGGACGCUCAAAACACACACGACAUCGUGCCAACAGUCGGAUUCAAUGUAGAAAAACUGAAGAACAAGAGUCUGCAGUUUACUAUAUUUGACAUGUCAGGGCAGGGUCGCUACCGGAACCUUUGGGAACAUUACUACAAAGAAUGCCAUGGUAUUAUCUUUGUUAUUGACAGUGCAGAUAAACUGAGGAUGGUGGUUGCUAGGGACGAACUGGAUGUACUGCUUCAGCAUCAAGAUAUCCGAAACCGCCGAAUACCUGUGCUCUUUUUUGCCAACAAGAUUGACCUGAGAGAUGCUGUGUCAAGCGUGAAGUGUUCAAGCUUGAUGGGUCUGUCGACUAUCGGAGAUAAACCAUGGCAUAUAUGUGCCAGCAAUGCCCUCACAGGGGAGGGCCUGCAUGAAGGCGUUGAGUGGUUGACAGACCAGAUUAAAGACUUAGUUAUUGGAAAGAAAUGAUCACUGCUACCAGUAUUAAUGAGUACUGUGCAUUGUAGGGACAAUUUGUACAUCAGAUAGACAUAGUUACCAUGGUUACAACUUGCAUAUCAGUUGCUGUUCUCAGCGAAUCCAAUGUUAUCUCAUUCUUUCCAAGGCAUUCGAGCCUAAUGAUGUUGACAGAUGGUACUAACAUUCAACUUUCUAUAUGCCAGAACUUUUUUUCAGGUUAUAGCUAAAACGUCACCGAUUGGCAAAAACGUCACCGUGCCUCAGGCGAAAUCGGCUACUAUUGCCUGGCGAAAACGGCACCCUAUUUUGUUUUUCCCUUGGUUAAAUAAAUGAAAUUAUACUUACAUGGUCGCUUGCAAACACCAAUAAUUGUGAAAUGUUAAAACAAGUUUACAUUAGAAAUUAGCCUCUAUUGCAAUUAUAUUCCAACAUAGCCUAUACGCAACACAACAUAUUGUGAAAACAUAACAUGCCUUGAAGUAAAAUAAAUGAAAUUAAACUCACAUCGUCUCUUACAAACACCAAUAAAAGUGAAAUGUUAAAACAAGUUUACAUUAGGAAUUACUACUCCAAU
Haliotis rufescens (red abalone) is the source of this 1313-nucleotide messenger RNA. RefSeq names its product ADP-ribosylation factor-like protein 6. Gene Ontology annotation, cellular component: axoneme; cytoplasm. The transcript is spliced from 2 exons. Gene Ontology annotation, molecular function: GTPase activity; GTP binding. The coding region runs from base 176 to 748 and encodes 190 amino acids. Lineage: Eukaryota; Metazoa; Mollusca; Gastropoda; Lepetellida; Haliotidae. The record is from RefSeq and is a predicted model, not a curated record. Gene Ontology annotation, biological process: intracellular protein transport; cilium assembly; vesicle-mediated transport.